Mesorhabditis spiculigera is the source of this 1056-nucleotide messenger RNA. Lineage: Eukaryota; Metazoa; Nematoda; Chromadorea; Rhabditida; Rhabditidae. The record is from the annotation of a GenBank genome assembly.
AUGGACUUGACGCCGUCGCUGAGCAGCAUCCACGAGGACGACAUCCACUUCAGCGAGUGGGAAAAUGGAACAGAGCCCACUGGGAUGCUACUGGGGCGAACUGGCGUCCAUAACGCCGACACCGAUGGGAAUUACGGCUACAUACCACGGAAUUGUCCUUGUUAUCCGAGGGAUGGAGAGGAGACCGGUCUCAACCACACGACCACCAAAUUCGACAUGAUCAACUACAACAUCUACAUGCGCAUCCUCGAGACGACGGUUAUGGCGAACCGCGUCUGCCCGGUCCUCGGCUUCAGCGACCUGUACGACGCGUACUCGGGCACAUGCACGGGCAUGGAGAACAAGACACCCCACCCCGCCCAGGUCGCCUUCACCGAGCUGUACCUACGCCCCGAUGAUGGCAAAUGGGAGCGUAUCAACUACGCCUGUCCGGACGGCAACGUCUUCUGCGCGUUCGACGACUUCUACGCGUGCUUCCGGGGCGUCCAGCGAACCUCCGACAUCGGAUGCGAAUGCAGAAGGCACUUCUGCCGCCAAUCUACGUUUCGUCUACUGCUCGGCGUCGAGCUUCCUCUACGACGAGCAGUUCGGAUGCGGGGAGAAAAUUCCGGAGCCGCUAACCGGACCCGGGCUGAGCCCUCGAGUCGCCGUGCGCGAGCAGAUAAUACUGGAACGGAAGAAGGCAUGACGUCAUCUACGCGUGCGAAAAAGCCAAAUGAGUACUACUGCGCCAACUGGGGACACGGCCACAAGCGUCAGCCUGGCUGCUACACCGGCGUCAAGUACGAGGACGAGAAGCAGUGCACUUGCGUUCCAUCCGAUGGCUCGGCCUCGGACGACGGCUACGUGCCGAACUAUGCGGGCGUCACCCUACCCGAGAGCACCGACGCCGCCAGGUCGAGCGGGACCGACGAGCGCAGACGGCUUCCGCCGCCCCGCAGGGCUGAGCCUGCUCAACAGGCGAUUAACAAACGCCUCCUUACUCUGGUCCUCUUCUUCCACGGCAUCCUGCUGCCCAUCUGCGUCGCCAUUGUGCCAGGUGCUGAAGCCCAGGCC